Molecule: messenger RNA, 1577 nt
Organism: Anguilla anguilla (European eel)
Lineage: Eukaryota; Metazoa; Chordata; Actinopteri; Anguilliformes; Anguillidae
Product: Krueppel-like factor 2
Exons: 3
Coding region: 309-1460 (383 amino acids)
Biological process (GO): regulation of transcription by RNA polymerase II
Molecular function (GO): DNA-binding transcription factor activity, RNA polymerase II-specific; RNA polymerase II cis-regulatory region sequence-specific DNA binding
Source: RefSeq, a predicted model, not a curated record
GAGGGAAACACUGGGCGAGCAGCAGCUUUAUAUACCGGCGCUAAAUUUAGGGUCGAGUGGGACGCUACGUCCAUCCUGAACGUGUUUCCUCCGCCUCGACAAUUGGUCCAGCCUUUUUCCUGCAAUAUUUAUAAAGUAGGAACUCCUACCAAUCAAACUUGCCUAUAAAUUUGAAACGUUACUUCGAAAGAGAACUUUCAGCCUUACAACUUAAGAGUCUCUGUGGAGGAGUGAGGUGGACCGAGCGCACACAUGUAAAUAUUUACAGACACAGAGAACGUUUAUCGUACUUAAAGCAAAGUGUGGACAUGGCCUUAAGCGAGACCAUUCUACCCUCAAUUUCGACAUUUACAUUUGCGAGUCAAAAGGAGAAAUUUUGGGAAAAUAGGUGGAAAAGCAGCACGGACAAACUCGCGCACUCCGGCUAUUCCAUGGCAGGCGCAGCGCAGAACACGGAGGGCUGUUUGCGCAGGAAAGACGACGAGGACCUCAGCAAGUACCUGGAUCUGGAGUUCAUUCUCGCCAACACCAGCGGCUCAGAGUGCGUCUCAGCGCUAGGGUCUGGUGGAGAGUGCAGUGUGGCUUCGGCAGAUCUGUAUCAGUCUGGGAGCAGCCCCCUCGCCUACACCGUGCCUGAGCAGGGCAGCCCCCCUCCGCCAUACGGCAGCAGUCUGAUGGCGGAUCUGCUGGCGUCGGAGGUGGACAGCGGCGGGUACUGCGUGUCCAGUGGCAGGUUACUCUUGGGCCCCGCCCCUCUCCACAGACAGGGCUUUGUGGACAGUGUCAAAGUGGAGCGGUCAGUGGACGGGUACGCGCCUGUUUUGAGCGGCUCCAAAAUCAAGCAGGAAGGCAGCGUGUCAUGCAUGAUGUCGUUUGAGCCCAGGCUGGCCACCCCCCCGCAGGCUGGGGGCAGUAUCACGCCCCCCCUCACCCCGGAGGACGUGGGGAGCCCGGAGUGCCCAGGGCAGAUGCUCGGCUCCCUGGCGUUCGCACACGCCUACCGCGCUCCCGCCGCGUUCCCCCCCCCACCGGCCCCUCCCCUGCUCUACCACAGCGCGCAGCCGCGGGGCGGGUACGGAGGCCGCCGGGGGGGCCUGCCCGUCCCGCAGCGAGCCGUGCUCACGCCCCCCUCCUCGCCCAUGGACCUGAUGGACUCCAAGCCCAAGAGGGGUCGGCGCUCCUGGCCACGGAAACGCACGGCGAGCCACACCUGCACCUUCCCCGGCUGCGCAAAAACCUACACCAAGAGUUCACACCUGAAGGCACAUCACCGCACACACACAGGUGAGAAGCCUUACCACUGCAGCUGGGAGGGAUGCGGCUGGAAGUUCGCCCGCUCCGACGAGCUGACGCGCCACUUCCGCAAGCACACGGGCCACAGGCCCUUCCAGUGCCACCUGUGUGAGCGCGCCUUCUCCCGCUCCGACCACCUGGCCCUGCACAUGAAGCGCCACAUGUGAAGAGCUGUGUGUGUGUGUGUGUGAGUGUGUGUGAGAGUGUGUGUGUGUGUGUGCGUGUGUGUGUGUGCGUGCGUGCGUGUGUGUGAGAGAGCGCAUGUGCGUGUGUGUGAGUGUGAG